UAAGUUCCCCAGAGCUGCCCUUUCUCUGGAACUCUUCGAGGCCACUCCCCCUGAUGCAAUACCUGGGUUUGGGCAGAAAGGAGAGUGCUUCACAGCCCGCCUCUUCUAAGCUGUCUGGGCUGGCUCUUCUUUUCAGAGUGAUUCAGGUGUUACAGCGACUCAGACCUCAGGUCCAACAUCUGAGUUCUGAAGCAAGAAUGGCUGAGAUGGACAGAGUGCUUCAUUCUGGAAGGAAACAACGUUCCAGGUCAAGUUGAGUCUGCCAAACACAGACCCUCACGAUGGUUCUGGAAGAAAUCUCGACAAGUCUUAUCAUGUGGUUUUCCUACGCCUUGAUUCCUUGUUUGCUCAUAGAUGCAGUGGCUGUCCUGCCUGCCCCUCAGAACCUCUCUGUACAAUCGACCAACAUGAAGCAUGUCUUGACAUGGAGCCCGGUGGUCAUGCCUGAAGAAAUAAUACACUAUUCUGUUGAGUACCAGGGAGAGUACGAGAGCCUGUACAUGAGCCACAUCUGGAUCCCCAGCAGCUGGUGCUCCCCCACCGCAGGCCCUGAGUGUGACAUCACAGACGACAUCACUGCCACUGUGCCCUACAACCUCCGCGUCAGGGCCACCCUGGGCUCACAGACCUCAGCCUGGAGCACCCUGAAGCAGCCCUUUAAUCGAAACUCGACCAUCCUCACCCCACCUGGAAUGGAAGUCACCCAGGAUGGCUUCCACCUGGUUAUUAAGCUGGAAGACCUGGGGCCCCAAUUUGAGUAUUUCGUGGCCUACUGGAGGAAGGAGUCUGGUGCCGAGGAACACGUCAAGAUGGUGAGGAAUGGGGGUGUUCCAGUGCACCUGGAAACCAUGGAGCCAGGCUCUGCCUUCUGCGUGAAGGCCCAGACCUUCGUGAAGGCCAUUGGGAGGCACAGUGCCUUCAGCCAGGCGGAAUGUGUCAAGGUGCAAGGAGAGACCCUGCCCCUGGCGCUGGCCCUGUUUGCCUUUGUGGGCUUCAUGCUGAUCCUUGUGGUUGUGCCGCUCUCCAUCUGGAAAAUGGGCCGGCUGCUCCGGCACGCCUGCUGCCCCGUGGUGGUGCUCCCUGACACCUUGAAAAUAACCAGUUCACCCCAGAAGUUAAUCAGCUGCAGAAGGGAGGAGGUAGAAGUCUGUGCAAUGGCCGGACUGUCUUCCAAGGAGCUCCUCGGGGUCUUCAUCUAGCAGGCUGGGGAUGGGGCCCAGCUGAAGCUGGAAAUUGUGGUCUGCGUGACACAGGAGCCUCAAGGGGAAAGUCCUUGUUGCUGUUUUCCUCCAUGAGCAAAGGACAAGAGAAGAGCCUGCCGUGCUCCUGUCCCAGAAGCAACUGUCUGAGGCAGGGUAGGGUGGCAGCCGGAGCGCUGAGCACGGGUCAGGAGAUGUGACCUCUGGCACUGGAUCUAUCUGUCAUGUACUGGUGGAAUGACCCUGGGGAAAGUGACUGUCUCUCUACUCCUCAGUUUCCUCAUCUAUAAAAUGGGAGGGGAUUGACUACACAACAAUUAAACCCUAUGUAUAUAUAACCACAUUAUCUCCCCACCACUAGCAGAGCUGUCUGGAAAUUGACAACAUUGUACAUUGUGAUGGUUCAGCUUUUCUGAAGAGCUGUCGAUACAUGUGUAACGAGAAUGAUCCAAGGCUCUAUACACCUGCUGGCUUGGAGAGCCCACUUUUCUAGCAGAACCUUGAAGAGGAAAGGAAGGAUGGGUACAAUGGGGUGGACUUCACUUCAAGCCAAAUGUCUGCAGAGAGGUGACUGAGUGGCUCAGCCAGCUCUACAGUUCAUGACCUGGAAGGAGGCCACAGCCCCACUGAAAAUGGAUGUUUGCGGACGCUCAGACACGUGAAACGCUGUCCGGGGUAAACAGCGUACACCCCGAGGACAGCGCUAAAACGCAUGCGCUUGAGGAGAUGCGCCUGCAGGAUGUCAGUAAGUGUGAUGUUUGCCGUGUUCCUUUUUCCUGUAGAGUUGCUAAAGGGCAAAAUGAAAAAUAAAAAGGGGUCACCUUGGGUCGU
Molecule: messenger RNA, 2030 nt
Organism: Camelus dromedarius (Arabian camel)
Lineage: Eukaryota; Metazoa; Chordata; Mammalia; Artiodactyla; Camelidae
Gene: IL20RB
Product: interleukin 20 receptor subunit beta
Exons: 7
Coding region: 282-1199 (305 amino acids)
Biological process (GO): cytokine-mediated signaling pathway
Cellular component (GO): plasma membrane
Molecular function (GO): interleukin-20 binding; cytokine receptor activity
Source: RefSeq, a predicted model, not a curated record